Molecule: messenger RNA, 1053 nt
Organism: Hirsutella rhossiliensis
Lineage: Eukaryota; Fungi; Ascomycota; Sordariomycetes; Hypocreales; Ophiocordycipitaceae
Product: whi5 like domain-containing protein
Exons: 2
Coding region: 1-1053 (350 amino acids)
Source: RefSeq, a predicted model, not a curated record
AUGUCGUCCCCAUGGAAGAAGCAGCCCGAGGAUGUCGUCGACAGUGUCCUCAAGCGGGCCCAGGUCAGCAAGAUUGCACGCCGGCUGCAGAAUCGCCUCGCUCUCGCACAGUUCAAAACCAAGCACGGGUGGGAAGACCUUACGCUCGACUCCAUCGAACCGAAACUCGAGGAGGAGAUGAGACGGAAGCGCCUGUGCGAUGGCGACGUCCUCUCCGACUCGUCUUCGAGUGCAUCCGACCUGCCCUAUCCCACGAGGACCCUGAUGAGCUCGCCUCUCAAGGCAACAAUUUUUUCCGACGCCGUUGGGUCCAGCAACGGCAGUUCCGGUCACCGCAAGCGCACCUACUUUGCCUCGUUUGAAAACUCGUCGUCGAGCCCCAGCAAGCGCUUCCGCGCAUCACCGACCGCACACAAGUCCCACUCGGGGCACUCGGCAUGGAAGGACAGCCACCAGCUCGCACAGUCGUCGCCCAUCAAGCCUCGCCGACUACCCCACUUUACAACGUCUGGCGGACCCGACAUUUCCUUCUUCAAGCAACGGCGGAUGACCAACGGCCUCAAGUCGCCCAACUUUGCUGCUCCCUCCGAUGACGAAGACGACGACGACGCCCCGACGCACUCGUUUAGCGCCGCCAACCUGCGCUCUUCUCCACCCCGCACGCCGCCCAUGCAGACUCGGAGUCUUGGCAGCAAGCGAAACAGAGAAAACCUGGCGUCGGCCAACGGGGGCAAAUCUGGCGAGGAGGGCGCAGACCUGCUGCUCUACCUGGCCGCCUCGCCUUCGCCGGCGGUCAAGUCCAACCGAGGCAGAAUGGAGCGUCUAACGACGCCCCCUCCCAAAAAUGGCAAACUCGAUCUGCCUUCAUCGAUGAUGACAACCCCCGGCGGAGGCAACCUGUUCCCUAAUACUCCCGGACAGGGCUUCGACUUUGCCGACUUUGUCAACAUCACGCCGAGUCCAGCCCAGAAGCAGUGGAGGACGCCCGGGCCGGGCCGAACACCCCUCAGCGUGGCUAGGAGACGACUGACGUUUGAGGAGCCUCUGGCUUAG